Populus nigra (black poplar) is the source of this 4380-nucleotide messenger RNA. RefSeq names its product cyclin-dependent kinase G1-like. Gene Ontology annotation, biological process: protein phosphorylation; regulation of mitotic cell cycle. The coding region runs from base 442 to 2601 and encodes 719 amino acids. The record is from RefSeq and is a predicted model, not a curated record. Gene Ontology annotation, molecular function: cyclin-dependent protein serine/threonine kinase activity; ATP binding. NCBI's taxonomy places the organism in Eukaryota, Viridiplantae, Streptophyta, Magnoliopsida, Malpighiales, Salicaceae. The transcript is spliced from 6 exons. Gene Ontology annotation, cellular component: nucleus.
GAGCGCAGACCGAAACCACCACCACCACACAAAGACGCGUAAACGUGGUUUCCAUCCUGUCCUCUCUUUUUUCAUCUCUCUUCUUCGCUUCCGAUCAAAGCGGCUUUUGCUUCUGUGUCUCUCUCUGGUAAGAUCUUUGAUUACCUGUGUUUUUUCAAGGAGAGACACCGUCAAAACCAAAAAUAGAAAGAAAAAUGACGAUCUAGAGUUUCGAUUUGUGAUUUUUCCAACGAAACUCGUUUUUUUUCAAUUAUUUUGUUAAUUUUCUCGCAAAUUGUUCAAAUACUUGUUUGUUUGCUUAAUAGAUUUUGUAUACCCAGGGUUUUGUUAAAAAAAAAUUGAUUAGGGUUUGUGUUUGGAUAUCUGUGAAAGAAGUUGUUUUGUUUGUUUCCUUGUGAUUUUUUAUAUUGAGAAGAGUUGUGUGUUGUGGUUGUUAAUAAUAUGGCGGCAGGGCGGCUCGAUGUGUCUUGGAGAAGGGGUGGUGGCGGUGGUUAUUUUGAUGAGUUGAGGCGGGGUGGUGAUCGUGGUGUGGUACGGAAAAAUGGGUAUCAUAGCUCAACAAGAGUGCGUAGUUUUGAUUUUAAAAGAAGUGGGUUUAAUUGUAGAGAUGAAGAGCGACAGUGCGGGGAAUUAUGGCAAUUUAAUGCCUUUGGUGAUUCCCCGAGGUAUGAGGAAGGUGAGAUAUCAGGGAAUGAAGAUGGGGUUCAGUUACCUCUAGAGAAGAAGAGGAGGUUUUCUCCUGUUGUAUGGGACGCAGAGGAGAAAGAAGCGAGGAUUUCUUUGAAGAAUAGGGUUUUUCAAAGGAGCGGUACUCAGGGUUUAAAUGUUGUUUCAGAUGAGGAUGUCGUUAAAAGUUCUUUCAGAGGAGGAUUGGAGCUUGUGGUAGAUGAGGAUCGUGUGGAUGGAGGAUCAGUUGAUGGUAUUGAAUCUGAGUAUCCAGCUCCUCAGUCUCCUUCAUUGCCUCCAAAGAAAGAUGGGGGUUAUGGCCAAGAUCAAGACCAAGUGGAGGAGGAAGAGCUUCCCAAUUCACGGAAUAUAGCCAUGUCCCGGUGGGCAUCUGAUGAUGAUUCUCCAAGGGAUACGACUUUGGUUGAUGAUGAAGGCAUGCAUGGAGAAAUUGUGUGCAGAACAAAUUCCAUUGAGAGAGAGGGGUGCCAGAGAGAAGUCUCAGAUAGAGAUAGAUCAAGUUCACCUCUAACGGAUGAAAGAGGUUACAGCAUCAGCUUUACUUCUGAGUACGAAUUGCAAAAUGAUGCCAUGAAUGUUGAUGAUAUAGGGGAUGAAAAUGCCAGUGUUAAUGAGAUGGAGCAAACUGAUGGUUGGAUUGAUGAGCCCACAACUACUACCCAAAGGGGGGUUAAUAUGCUAGAGGGUUGUAGAAGUGUGUUCAAGUAUGAAAGACUCAAUGAAAUCAACGAAGGAACCUAUGGUAAAGUGUACAAAGCCAGGGACAAGAAGACUGGAGAAUUUGUGGCGUUGAAGAAAGUGAAGAUGGAUGUUGGAAGAGACAGGUACUUGGAAGAAUAUGGUUUUCCCCUGACAUCAUUGAGGGAGAUUAACAUUCUUAUGUCUUUUGAUCACCCUUCAAUUGUAAAAGUUAAAGAAGUUGUGAUGGGGGACCUUGAUAGUGUUUUCAUGGUGAUGGAAUACAUGGAACAUGAUCUCAAGGGGCUGACACAGGCAAUGAAGCAGCCUUUCAGUACAAGUGAAGUCAAAUGCUUAAUGCUACAGCUUUUGGAAGGUGUCAAGUAUCUUCAUGAUAAUUGGGUGCUUCAUAGGGAUUUGAAAACAUCAAACCUUCUUCUCAACAACAAGGGAGAGUUGAAAGUAUGCGACUUCGGGAUGUCACGCCAGUAUAGUAGCCCAUUGAAGCCAUAUACCUCUCUGGUGGUUACUUUGUGGUACAGGGCACCUGAACUUCUUCUUGGAGCAAAGCAAUAUUCAACAGCAGUUGACAUGUGGUCAGUGGGUUGCAUAAUGGCUGAAAUGUUGACCAAGGAACCCCUAUUCACAGGGAAAGGUGAAAUUGAUCAUCUGGACAAGAUCUUCAAGACUCUUGGAACACCAAAUGAGACGAUUUGGCCCGGGCUAUCAAAAUUGCCGGGGGCAAAAGCAAAUUUUGUUAAGCAACCGUAUAAUCAGUUACGAAAGAAGUUUCCUUUCACGCCUUUCACAGGAUCUCCAGUUCUCUCUGACUCAGGAUUUGACUUGUUAAACAAACUCCUAACUUAUGACCCGGAGAAGAGAAUAACAGCAGAUGAUGCGCUUAAUCAUCCUUGGUUUCAUGAGGUUCCUCUACCAAAAUCAAAAGAAUCCAUGCCUACUUUCCCCCCUCAGUAUGCAAAGAAAAGGCAUAAUCAAAGAACAAUGAAAUGCCUAGAUUCCAGGAGGAGCAGUGAAGGAAGGCAGUACCAGGUGUUAUCUGGCAUGUAUUGGUGCAUAUCAUCCUCUGGGAUUUACAGCCUUCUUUAUAAUGAUCCUCUACCCUCUUUGACCCACAAGGUCCUGAGUAUUGACCUUUUUUCUUUGUCUUUGAUUGUUCUGUUCUCUUUGAAUCAGCUUGAGUUCCGAAUGAGUGCCAAAUAUUCUCAACUCAGUUAAUUGAUUAGAUCUAAUUUUUACAUUUAUUUUCAUUUAAUGUUAAAACUGUUAUUCACUCGUUUUCUUGAAUAUUCACACUUUGUUUGCAAGAGAUAACUGGUGUAAGACAAUGGAUUGGGGGUCUGAUCUUUCUGGCUACCUGCAAGGUACUUGACAUCUUUACUAUUAAGUAAUCUGUUAUCUUUUGUUUUGAUCUAAAUUAAAAAUUUCCCCAACAUUCAGUUGAUUCUACUGUCACGUUGACUCUUUUUAGAUCUCAUAAAAGACAAUAAUAUAUUUGGUAUGGUUGCUUUACAAUUCAUAGUCAGCUUUCUGCUGAUUAAAUUCAGCACAUGAAAACCUUUUUAUGUUUUUUUGCAUGGGUUUAUCAAUUCAUUUUCUAGCUAGUAUAAGAAUAAAAAAAAGUUAUGAUAAGCUGCUGUAGCAUUUGGUUCUCAUUUGAUCUGACAAAAAAGAUUUAUCAUGUAACUAGUGAACUUUGCUUGGAAAGUCUUCUUUAUAGUGCUAAUUUGGUGUACUUUUUGAAACAAUAGGGAUUCAUACCAUCCUUAUUGAACAAAUGGUGGUACAUAUACUUCUCAGUGCCUCACUGAUGUUUUAGUAGCCUGUGUUGGUUUUAAAGGUCUACAAUUUUUUUUUGUGGGACCAAUGUCAACGUCACAACAUGUGGGUAAAAUGUUUCUAUUAUUCUUUUAUUCGUGUUUUUCUUGUCUACUCGUUUUAUUGAUUUGAUCCUUGUAAACUUCUGAGUUACCAGCAACCUUUUAAUGAUGCCUGCUGUAGAAUUUGCUACUACAGCUACCAUGUUCUCAAGUUCUUUUCGUUGGAUAUUCAGCUGGUAUGUGCUUUGAGUGAGCCUCUUGCUCCUUUAUUUUCACUCCAUUAACAUCUCCAUCCUCUGCUUGUGAGCCUGUUCAAUUUUAACUGGAUGUAUUUCUUGUUCCUAGAUUCCUUUUCUUCACAAAAGUGCAUGCAGGUAUGGUGGAAUCUUUCUAAUUCCCUUUAUUUUCACUCACCUGUGCUUUUGCAAUUGCCUGAGUUUGUCCUGCUUACCACAUUCUACUUCAUAAAUGCUUGGAUUCUUGUUUUUCUCACAAUUCUUCGGGAUUUGGAUUUAUAGCAGUGUGUGAAUUCAGGUCACGAUACUAUUCAAGUAGAUAGAAGAUGUUUUCGUGAACAAAGGUGUUAUUGCCUGCUGUUUGAGUCAGCAAGCAACAUGUUAUUAGUGCCUCAAUCCUAAUUGAAUAAUUGUUUAGUUGGCAUGUUUCAGUUCAACUUGACCCCCCCUCCCUGCCGGGAAUAAUGUUCUGUCACGUCAUGGUAAAACAGCCCCAAAACACCGAAAUUUGUUCUUACAGGUAUUUUCCUCGGAAAAUGUGCCUGAUAUGACUCUGAAACACAGGUUAUUUUACGCAUUUACGCCCAAAUUGGGACAUGAUUUUGCUUUCAACCAAACCAACAUCUUCUAGAUGUGCAAUGCCAUUUAUCAACAAUCAUGCGAGCUCUUGUUCUUUUCCUGCGUAGCCAGCAAGUAGAGGAGCAAGAACUCUCCGAUCCUGAAUGUUCAAUGAUGAUGACAAACGCCCAUUGAGCUCUAUGGAUGGACAAGAGAAGUCAAAUCCAAUUCCCAUGUAAGUAAGGCAUAUGUAUGGACCGAAUAAUUUCGUGGUGUCUUGUUACGCGCACAUAAAUUUUGAUGAUCUUCCAUUGUUAGCACAUUCAUCAGUGAUGUCUGGUGAUCUGUUUUAGAAUGGAGCAACAAAUUGAAGAGAUUAAGCC